AUGUGUCCUAGUACAGCCCAACCAGACCGCGAUUGCGUACUGGCGCUAGACAACUGUUUGUCUAGUGUGAGUACGAGGAAUCGUCCUUUGAUUCAUGCCCUGGCCGCCAGAGGUCACAACGUGACCGUCGUCGCUGUCGAUGUGGAGCAAAGCCCUCCGCCGAAUGUGACCUACAUCGAAAUCGAAGGAGCCUAUGAAGCUUUCGCAGAGGAAGCGGAAGAAUUUAUGGCCGACGCAGAGCAGAACGAUCCGAUUGCUAUGAUUUCCGAAAUGAAAUUCUUCACCGUUGCCUUCUGUGAGCACUCGUUCCGAAGUGCUGGAUUCGCUCAGCUUAAGGCUUAUCCGGAUACGUUUCCGGUGGAUGUGAUUCUCAGUGAUUACCUUUUUGGAUCGUGUUUAUCGGCGUACGCACAGCAUAAGUUCGGUCGGCCACCGUACGUCGCGCUCACAGCGUACUCGGCUCAGGUGACUACACUCACGAUGACCGGGGCGUUUUCCUUUCCAUCGCUAACUCCCCAUCAUAUGUACGAUGUAUCGCCACCUUUGAGUUUUAAGCAACGGUUUUUGAAUUUUAUUUUCUACAUUUACGAAGAAAUUAGCAAAUUUUCUCAAGUUCUACCGGCUCAGAACCUGAUACUGAAAAGAUUGUUUCCGGAUAUUCCUAAUCUCAGUGAAUUGGAACGAGAUGCUCGACUGGUGCUGCUGAACUCUCAUCCUGCUGCGCAGGUUUCGGAGCCAAUGAUGCCGAGUGUAAUUCCGGUUGGGGGAAUGCAUAUUCGACCAGCCAAACCAUUGCCGAAAGAUUUGGAGAAAUGGGUUAAUCAGACAACGCGACCGAUUGCGCUUUUCUCGCUUGGAACUAACUUUCGAAGUGAUAAGCUUGAGCCCGGCAUAAUCGAACAAAUUUUAGGUGCCAUGCAAGAGUUGUCCGAGUUUCAAUUUCUGUGGAAAUUCGAAUCGAAUCUGACGGAUUUCAGUGUUCCGGAGAAUGUCUUCAUGCGGCAGUGGAUUCCACAGGGGGAUCUUUUGGCUAACCCUAGAGUGAAGCUUUUCAUUACCCACAGUGGACUGCUGAGUACACAAGAAGCCAUUUGGCACGGUGUUCCGAUUGUUGGUUUCCCACUGUUUGCCGAUCAGUUCGCCAACAUCGAGUACUGUGUUCAACGGGGCGUCGGGAAGCGUCUGCUCAUCCGGAAGUUCGAAAGUCAACAGCUUGUCGAUGCAGUACGGGAGAUAAGUGGUGACACAGCUAUUCGGGAGAAUAUGGAUAAACUAUCGAGGGUGUUCCGUGAUCAGCCCGAAAGUCCGCUGAAUCGGGCUGUUUGGUGGGUAGAAUGUCAUCGGAGUUAUCGUCCUAGCAUUAGUGACAAUAGUAUUACUGGAGUGUUGGCUAGUACCAGUGGCGGCUAG
Molecule: messenger RNA, 1410 nt
Organism: Sabethes cyaneus
Lineage: Eukaryota; Metazoa; Arthropoda; Insecta; Diptera; Culicidae
Product: UDP-glucosyltransferase 2-like
Exons: 3
Coding region: 1-1410 (469 amino acids)
Molecular function (GO): UDP-glycosyltransferase activity
Source: RefSeq, a predicted model, not a curated record